This is a messenger RNA of Oncorhynchus tshawytscha (Chinook salmon), 2490 nucleotides long. Its product is annotated as torsin-4A. Gene Ontology annotation, cellular component: endoplasmic reticulum lumen; nuclear envelope. Gene Ontology annotation, molecular function: ATP binding; ATP hydrolysis activity. Bases 506 to 1897 code for a protein of 463 amino acids. The record is from RefSeq and is a predicted model, not a curated record. The transcript has 3 exons. NCBI's taxonomy places the organism in Eukaryota, Metazoa, Chordata, Actinopteri, Salmoniformes, Salmonidae.
UCCUAUCUCUCUCUUCUUGCUUACACUGUUGUUUGGGUGACGUAUUUGCAGCUGGGUCUCUAGUCCUACACAAUCUCCCUCUCUUUCUCUCACUCUCAGGGUUGGAAAAGCUCACGUGUGUACCUAGCAGCUAGGACCCUUCCAGGAAGGAAAUGUAGUCAGCAGAGAGCAGUGGUGGUCUGAGAGAGAGGGGGAUACAGAACGUUGAGAAUGCAGCCAGGGAAAGACACCUGGAAAGGCUGUAGAAUGUGUGGAAUGCCGCCAGCCCCUCUCAGGACACAACAUGUGAAGGAGGGGGUUAAGAUGAUAUCAACUCACCUGGCUGCAGGACACACUAAGGUGUAGUUAGUCUAAUUCUAUUGCACUUGGUCAGAGAAUGGCUGACACUAAGUGAGUAAGGUUUCCCAGCAGCAGAGCUAACGUUAGUGCCAAGGUAAACAAGCUCGCCAGACUAGCUAGAAAGAAAUUACUCUCAACAUUCAGCCUUCGGUUCAUCUCCAGUGGCAUGUUUGAUGUGCGUUUUUUUAGCUCUGCGUGCCAGGCCUGCACACGGCCGGUGAGUGAGACUGGUGCCAAGAUGGGCGACCAGGAUGUUUAUGACAGAAUGUUUGGGUCCCAGAUAGACGGAGAGAUGGACGAGGAUAAAGAUGAAGAAGGAGAAAGUGAAACGAGGGGGUCGGGGAAAGGCGCUCAGAGUUUCUGCCAGUUCUCGUCCUCUCUGCGUACUGUGGUUCGCAUCAAACAGAAGUACCAGGCCAUGAAGAAACGACGGCUGGAGUUGGCCGGGAUGGGGGGAGGAGGGCUAGUGUUAGGGGCUGGUCUCCACACUGGUGCCCCUGUUCGCAGCAGCCCCAAAAUCUUCACCUUCGAGACCCCCUCCAGCUCCCCCUCUGCCUUAUCGUCGCUCUUCCUAAAGAUGAAGAAGAAGAAGUCGCGGCGGGUCAUGUUCCCCAGUGGAGGGGGGCGCAAGGCCCCCGUCGUACAGGAACACAGCCGAGCAACGAUCUGCCUCUUCCUCCUCUGCACCAUCCUCUUCUUCCAGGUGUAUAAUGCCAUAGAGAACCUUGAUGACCACGUCCUGAAGUAUGACCUGGGAGGAUUAGAGAAGACUCUGUGUAGGGAGGUGUUUGGUCAGCAGGGAGCGAUGGAUGCUCUGUUAGCACAGCUCAGAGACUACCUCUCUACCUACGUCCACAGUAAACCCUUGGUCCUGUCCUUACACGGACCCAGUGGCGUGGGGAAGAGCCACGUAGGGCGACUCCUGGCUGGCCACUUCCGCUCGGUGGUAGGCGAGCCCCUGGUUCUACAGUACUUUGUGUUGCACCACUGCCCCCUGGAGGACGAAGCCUGGCGCUGCGCCCGAGCCCUGUCGAUCUUAGUGUCAGAGACAGUGCUGAGAGCAGAGGAGGAGGAGAAAAUUCCUCUUUUCAUCUUUGACGAAGCAGAGCACCUUUACCCAGAGCUUCUUGAUGCAUUGAGUGACUUGGUCCGCUCAAACCGCUCCAACGAAUACCUGAACGCAGUCUACCUGUUCCUGAGCAACCAAGGACACACCCACAUCACCAUGCACCUGCUGUACAACUCCUCCAGCGACUCCAUGAUGACCGCAUCUGGACACCACGGCAAACUCGUCAAGGAGCUGAAUCCGUUGUUGCGCAACACUCUGGUGAAGCUCCACCCACUGUGGGCAGAAGCUGAACUCUUACCAAUGACCCUGCUGGAGAAAGGUCACGUGAUGGAGUGCUUCCUGGAUGAGAUGACAAGGGAGGGGUUCUACCCGGACCGUACCAACGUUGAGAGGCUGGCGGGAGAGAUAGAGUACUACCCUGUGGUAGGGGGCCACGUGUAUGCCCAGACAGGUUGUAAACAGGUGGUUGCUAGGGUCAACCUGCUAUGAGAGACUUAGAACUGCAGGGGAAAGUUGUGAUUAGAUGAGAUGUCUCCUGAGAAAAGACAGUUCUGGUCCAUAUCCUUUUGGUGUUUCUUAUGAUCCACCAAGCAAACAUUACCAACGUUACAAGCCAGAACCCAUCCUUGAAAAACAUUUUUAAAUAAAAAGGUAUAUGUCUGAGAAUGAGGAGUAUCUCCAUGACGGCUAAUCAUGUCCGAUAAUCAUGUUUUUUACGUUCUGUAACUGAACCUCCCAAACAAGACUCUUGAUUACUGGACGAAUAGAUAAUGACCAUUUUUGGUAUGAAAGGGAAAAGAGAGAGGUGAGUUUGGGAUAAUAUCCUAGCCUGCACAUGUACAGAGUGAAGUCACAAUCAGAUGUUAUGGUGAGACACGGCUGUGCCCUUCUCCCACAAUGCUGUUAGUCAAAAUACUCACGGUAAUAGACAGACCCACUCCUGAUAGAGGACGAGAGAAGUGAUUGGACCAAAUGAGUCUGGCUGUGGCAUUGACAACAGCAGAUCAGGAAAAUGUGAUGCAGUAUUUGAUGCAUUUUGUUAACAAAAAGAAUGUAUUGAUUAAACUAUCAUCCUGUCUAAA